ACACCAGAAAGCACAACAACUGAGACCACAACAAUAGAAACCACCACAGGUACCACAACAGACACCAUAACAACAGAAAGCACAACAACUGAGACCACAACAACAGAAAGUACCACCACUGUCACCACAACAGACAUAACAACAACAGAAAGCACCACCACAGGUACCACAACACCAGAAAGCACAACAACGGAGACCACAACAAUAGAAACCACCACAGGUACCACAACACCAGAAAGCACAACAACUCACACCACAACAAUAGAAAGUACCACCACAGGUACCACAACACCAGAAAGCACAACAACUGAGACCACAACAACAGAAAUCAGCACAGGUACCACAACACCAGAAAGCACAACAACUGACACCACAACAAUAGAAAGUACCACCACAGGUACCACAACACCAGAAAGCACAACAAGCGAGACAACAACAACAGAAAGCACCACCACAAGUACCACAACACCAGAAAGCACAACAACUGAGACCACCACAACAAUAGAAAGUACCACCACAGGCACCACAACAGAAACCAUAACAACAGAAAGUACAACCACUGGCACCACCACUUCAGAAAGUACAACAACAGAAAGUACCACCUCUGCUAUUACAACUUCAGAAAGUACAACAACAGAAAGCACAACUGAAACCACAACACCAGAAAGUACAACAAUAACAGAAAGUACCACGAUGGGCAGUACAACAACAGAAAGCACCACAAUGGAUACUACAACAACAGCAAUUACCACAACUGGUAGCACAACUCUAGAAAGUACAACAACGGAGACGGCAACAUCAGAAAGCACAACAACAGGAGGAACAACAGACAGCACCACCACCGGUACCACAAGACCAGAAAGCACAACAACUGAGACCACAACAACAGAAAUCAGCACAGGUACCACAACACCAGAAAGCACAACAACUGACACCACAACAAUAGAAAGUACCACCACAGGUACCACAACACCAGAAAGCACAACAACUGAGACCACAACAAUAGAAACCACCACAGGUACCACGACAUCAGAAAGCACAACAACUGAGACCACAACAAUAGAAAGCACCACCACCGGUAUCACAACACCAGAAAGCACAACAACUGAGACCACAACAAUUGAAAGUACCACCACAGGCACCACAACACCAGAAAGCACAACAACGGAGACCACAACAAUAGAAAGUACCACCACAGGUACCACAACACCAGAAAGCACAACAACUGACACCACAACAAUAGAAAGCACCACAACGGACAUUACGACAACAGAAAGCACCACCACCGGUACCACAACAGACACCAUAACAACAGAAAGCACCACCACUGGGACCACAACUCCAGAAAGCACAACAACUGAGACCACAACAACAGAAAGCACCACCACAGGUACCACAACAAUAGAAACCAGCACAGGUACCACAACACCAGAAAGCACAACAACUGAGACCACAACAAUAGAAACCACCACAGGUACCACAACACCGGAAAGCACAACAAGCGAGACCACAACACUAGAAAGCACAACAACUGAGACCACAACAACAGAAAGCACCACCACAGGCACCACAACACCAGAAAGUACAAUAACUGAGACCACAACAAUAGAAACCAGCACAGGUACAACAACACCAGAAAGCACAACAACAGAAAGCACCACCAGAGGUACCACAACACCAGAAAGCACAACAACUGAGACCACAACAACAGAAACCACCACAGGUACCACAACACCAGAAAGCACAACAAGUGAGAUCACAACAACAGAAAGCACCACCACAGGUACCACAACACCAGAAAGCACAACAACUGAGACCACAACAACAGAAAGCACCACCACAGGUACCACAAUACCAGAAAGCACAACAACUGAGGCCACAACAAUAGAAAGCACAACAACUGAGACCACAACAAUAGAAAGUACCACCACAGGCACCACAACAGAAACCGUAACAACAGAAAGCACCACCACUGGGACCACAACACCAGAGAGCACAACAACUGAGACCACAACAGAAAGCACCACCACAGGUACCACAACCCCAGAAAGUACAACAACUGAGACCACAACAAUAGAAAGUACCACCACAGGCACCACGACACCAGAAAGCACAACAACUGAGACCACAACAAUAGGAAGUACCACCACAGGCACCACAACAGAAACCACAACAACAACAGAAACCACCAGCACAGCUACCACAACACCAGAAAGCACAACAACAGAAAGCACCACCACAGGUACCACAACACCAGAAAGCACAACAACUGAGACCACAACAAUAGAAACCAGCACAGGUACCACAACACCAGAAAGCACAACAACUGAGACCACAACAAUAGAAACCACCACAGGUACCACAACACCGGAAAGCACAACAAGCGAGACCACAACACUAGAAAGCACAACAACUGAGACCACAACAACAGAAAGCACCACCACAGGCACCACAACACCAGAAAGUACAAUAACUGAGACCACAACAAUAGAAACCAGCACAGGUACAACAACACCAGAAAGCACAACAACAGAAAGCACCACCAGAGGUACCACAACACCAGAAAGCACAACAACUGAGACCACAACAACAGAAACCACCACAGGUACCACAACACCAGAAAGCACAACAAGUGAGAUCACAACAACAGAAAGCACCACCACAGGUACCACAACACCAGAAAGCACAACAACUGAGACCACAACAACAGAAAGCACCACCACAGGUACCACAAUACCAGAAAGCACAACAACUGAGGCCACAACAAUAGAAAGCACAACAACUGAGACCACAACAAUAGAAAGUACCACCACAGGCACCACAACAGAAACCGUAACAACAGAAAGCACCACCACUGGGACCACAACACCAGAGAGCACAACAACUGAGACCACAACAACAGAAAUCAGCACAGGUACCACAACACCAGAAAGCACAACAACUGACACCACAACAAUAGAAAGUACCACCACAGGUACCACAACACCAGAAAGCACAACAACUGAGACCACAACAAUAGAAACCACCACAGGUACCACGACAUCA
Messenger RNA from Onychostoma macrolepis, 3045 nucleotides. Its product is annotated as mucin-2-like. The transcript has 3 exons. The record is from RefSeq and is a predicted model, not a curated record. NCBI's taxonomy places the organism in Eukaryota, Metazoa, Chordata, Actinopteri, Cypriniformes, Cyprinidae. The annotation marks the transcript as partial.